AUGUUGUGCGCCCAUUUCUCAGAUCAAGGACCGGCACAUCUUACUACCUCCAAGAGUGCUUUUCUCUCUAAUAAGGUAAACUAACUGAUAAAACAUCUACUUUGAAAACUGGGCGAGGCCAGGCGUCGUGGCUCAGCCUGUAAUUCCGGAAUUUCGGGAGGCCGAGGCAGGCAGAUUCCUUGA
Pongo pygmaeus (Bornean orangutan) is the source of this 183-nucleotide messenger RNA. RefSeq names its product PRAC1 small nuclear protein (gene PRAC1). Lineage: Eukaryota; Metazoa; Chordata; Mammalia; Primates; Hominidae. The record is from RefSeq and is a predicted model, not a curated record. The transcript is spliced from 2 exons.